GAGAGCCCAAAGCAGUGUGGGGGAUGCUGACACUUCAUGGUGGGUACGGCGCAGUUUGCGAAAGGCCAGCGAGAUUUUGCAGGGGUUUUUGUGCGCGGUCUUUCGGUUCGUCUUCUCUGAGCUGAACUCAGCGAAGAGGCCGGAGUGCCAACAUGGCGAACGUGGUGCUCGAGUUUAAGGCGUCGGCGGGAGAUUCGGAGCCUCAAAACCGGCCCGUGAUUUUUGUGGGCCAGUUGAGCAACCUGCAGCAAUUGAGCUGGGCGCAGGUGAAGGGGAAACUGCAGCCCGUGGUGAACAAGGAGACGUGGCAGUCAGCCCUGAGUGCCCUGAACCCAAACCCUACCGACAGCUGCCCUUUGUACCUGAGCUAUGCGGCCGUAGCCGCCCUGCCCUCCCGUGUCAGCCGGCACAACAGCCCCUCGUCCGCCCACUUCCUCACCCGGCUGGUGCGCACGUGCCUGCCAGGCGGGGCAAGCCGCUGCAUUGUGAUGGUGUGUGAGCGCACGGAAGUGUUUGCUUCUGCUUGUGCCAUUGCCCGAGCCUUUCCUCUAUUCUCCCGCCGUUCUGGGGCGUCCCGCAGAACGGAUAACAGAGUGGUGACAGUGGAGUUCAUCACGAUUGGCCAGGACAACGGACCUCUUGAUCUCACAACGUUGGAGUGCUUGUCCAAUGCUGCUGAUGGAGUGAGGUUGGCUGCUCGGAUUGUAGAUACCCCCUGCAAUGAGAUGAACACAGACCACUUUUUGGAGGAGAUCAAGGUAGUUGGAGCUGAACUGGGCAUCACUCCAACCAUCAUCCGUGGGGAGGAACUUAAACAAAGGGGCUUUGGAGGUAUUUAUGGUGUGGGGAAGGCUGCGGAACACCCUCCUGCCCUAGCAGUUCUCAGCCACACACCAGAAGGUGCCACUCAGACCAUAGCAUGGGUGGGCAAGGGCAUUGUGUAUGACACUGGUGGCCUCAGCAUCAAGGGAAAGACCACCAUGCCUGGGAUGAAGAGAGACUGCGGUGGGGCCGCUGCCAUUCUGGGAGCAUUUAAAGCUACCAUCAAGCAGGGUUUUAAAGAUAAUCUUCAUGCUGUAUUUUGCCUGGCUGAGAACGCUGUUGGCCCUAAGGCUACGAGGCCUGAUGACAUCCACACACUCUACUCUGGAAAGACAGUGGAAAUCAACAACACUGAUGCAGAGGGCAGACUUGUCCUGUCUGACGGAGUGGUCUAUGCAAGCAAAGACCUUUCUGCUGAUAUUAUCCUGGACAUGGCCACUUUAACUGGUGCUCAGGGGAUCUCAACUGGGAAAUAUCACGCGGCAGUAAUGACCAACAAUGAGCAGUGGGAGGCUGCAUGUGUGCGCGCUGGGCGCAACAGUGGAGACUUGGCCCACCCUCUGGUCUACUGCCCUGAGCUGCACUUUAGCGAGUUCACCUCUGCCGUGGCUGACAUGAAGAACUCUGUGGCUGACCGUGAGAAUGCUCAGAGCUCCUGUGCUGGACUCUUCAUUGGCUCCCACUUGGGGUUCGACUGGUCUGGGGUCUGGGUGCAUGUUGACAUUGCAUCUCCUGUCCAUGCUGGGGAGCGUGCCACAGGCUUUGGGGUGGCCUUACUGCUGGCGCUCUUUGGCCAAGCCUCUGAGGACCCCUUGCUCAACAUGGUGUCCCCUUUGGGUGCUACUGAUGUUCGGCCAGGAGAUCAGAUGGAACGUGACUGCAAGAGGAGAAGACUAGUGUAGCUCUGCUUCACCCACUUUCUCUAUCACUGUCUCUCUCUACCUUUUGCACCAAGUAAACCUCUUUGUCCAUGUCCUCCCACCAUCACCGCCACCUGCUCGCAUUCUGCAGCAGACCCUGCUCUUCUCUAAUGUUCACAAACCACUUUGAUAGGAAGAGCCUUCAGAGAAGUCCUCAAUCUGUUUGCACUCCUCACCCAGUCACCUGACAUCUUUACGUUUUUGAAGUUGGAACGUUUUUGAUAUUUUACUAUCUUUUAACGUACUGCCUCUGUUCUGUAAAAAAAAAAAAAAAAAAAACCUUUGAUAGGUCUGUGUGGCACUCGUGCUGCCUUUUGGUGGAGGACAUGGAAUGGAUGAAACAAGCAAUCUGUGUAUUUUUUUUUUUUUUUU
Molecule: messenger RNA, 2114 nt
Organism: Scleropages formosus (Asian bonytongue)
Lineage: Eukaryota; Metazoa; Chordata; Actinopteri; Osteoglossiformes; Osteoglossidae
Gene: npepl1
Product: aminopeptidase like 1
Exons: 12
Coding region: 153-1724 (523 amino acids)
Biological process (GO): proteolysis
Cellular component (GO): cytoplasm
Molecular function (GO): manganese ion binding; metalloaminopeptidase activity
Source: RefSeq, a predicted model, not a curated record